Molecule: messenger RNA, 2840 nt
Organism: Closterium sp. NIES-67
Lineage: Eukaryota; Viridiplantae; Streptophyta; Zygnematophyceae; Desmidiales; Closteriaceae
Source: the annotation of a GenBank genome assembly
ACAUGUCGAUCCGUAGGCAGUGGCACCUGAAGCAGUCUCAGCGAGCAGAGCGUUGGAAUUUACUAUUAUCCUACACCGUCUUUUUUUUACGAUUUUAUCCCACUGAUUCUCAACCUGCGACGUCGCGUACGCGGCGACAGAAUCGCCCAUCUCGCGCAACGUCCCCACGACGUGGUAGCGUCGAAGCACAUCCUCCCGCCGCUCCCCGCGUCGCAGCUCCCCAGCUUCCCGCCAUCGGGGGAAGCCGCUCUCCGCGGAACGCUGGCGGACGGCAGAAGAGCGCGCGCACAAUACGGAGGAAUGGCCAGAAACGGCGGAAGAAUUCCCAUGAUGGCGGAAAUCGGAUCUCUAGUACCAGGGGGCCUUGGCUCGGGUUCGGCGAACCCAGCGAAUCCUUUGUUACCGAGUUACGGAAGCCCUGCCUCGGGUGUUGCUGCAACCCCGCGAAAUGGAUCUCCCCGACACAUUAUGGGUGUAGAUUCUCAAGGCUUGCACGCGGCGGGCUCUCCAAGCUUAUAUGGGGGUUCCCCAACGUAUCCCCAUUCCCCAGUAUAUGCCAGUUCCUCCGCUAACAGUGCUGCAACCGGACCUGUUACUGGCGCUGCUGUUGCAACCACUGCUGCCACUGCUCCUGCUGCUGCUGCUGCUGCUGCUCCUGCUGCUGCUUUAGGGAGUCGGAAGCGCGGGAGGGUUUUCGCAGAGGAUGAGCUCGUGCUGGACAACUUCUUCAGCAGCAAACGGUACAUGAGCGCGCUAAUAGCCACGAGCCUCACCAACUUGAGGGUGGAAGACACGCACAUGCACAUCCCAACCGCCCAGGCAGGAGUAGCCAGAGCAGCAGCAGGAGGAGGAGGAAGAGGAGGAUCAUUGUCAUCGCCACCGCCAGCAGCAGGAGCAUGGGCAGGAGGGGCAGGAGGAGGAGCAGCAGCAGCAACAGCAGCAGGAGCAUUACCCCUAUCACCAGCAGUGCUAGCAUUAGGGGCGCCUAGCAUUCGAGUGGGUGCAGGGUGUGCAGCCCCCCUCACCAGCGCCUUUCCUGCUUCUGCUGUUUCAGGUGGUUUCUCAGGUGGUUCACCAGGUGGUCCCAGCGCCUUUGCAGGGCUGCAGGUUCCACCUGAGGCUCUGUUGCCGUCACCUGGGGUGACUGAGACGACUCAAACUGGCAGUGCCCGAUCCGCCUCUCCCUUUGCCAGCCACAACGAGGGCAUGUCUUCUCCAGCUGAGUCCCUCUCGGAGGACAGUGAGGAGAGCGUGGAGUGGAGGACUGCUGCUGCUGCUGCUGCUGCCGCUGCUGCUGCCGCCGCUUGUGUCACGUCCCCCCUCUUUCCCGCAUCAGCAUCAGCAUCAGCAUCAGGAGCAGGGACUAGUGUCGGGGCAAUAGAAGCACGAGCCUCAGUGACAGGAGCAGGUCCUUCAGCAGCGGAAGCAAGGGGUGCAGCAGCAGCAGCAGCAGCAGCAGUAGCAGCACUAUUACCAGCCGCAGCCGCAGGGCCAAUGGCUGCACGAGUAGCAGCAGCUGGACCCACAGCAACCGGCUCAGGUGCCACCUGGCCAAAUCGCCCUCCCCUAGGCAGCUCCUCCCCCUCCCUUCCUCCCUCGGUCGCCUUCAUCCCUCCCUCGGCUCCAUUCUUUGUGCACGGCAUGGGGGGUGAGAGAAGAACCAUCUCUCCUGGGCCUGGUUCCUCUGAUCGCCGCAAUCGUUCCCCAAGCCCCCGCUCCCCUCCUCGCACUCAGUUCACUUAUGCUGUCAACAGCAGCAACAAUACCACCGGUGGCGGCAGCAUCAGCAGCCUUUUACGGGCAGGUCAGAGUUUUCCCUCGUCGUUGCCCGGGUGGGAACCUCCCGUAGCUGCUGGGAUCUCCAGCAUGGUUAGGAUCCCGGCGAAUUUCCUGGGCAGGAGUCCGGGCAGUAUCAUAACCCGGGCAGCGCAGGGAAGGUUUUUGCAUGACCAGAUGGAUGGGCGGCUUCCGACGUCUCCUAAUGACCCGAGUACGGCAAAGAACCUGAGGAGAGCAGCGCUGCUGCGGUCUCAGAUGAUCCGCACUCAGAGCUCCUCAGGCCUUAGCGACCCUGCUGCCGCUGCUUCUGGUGCUGCUGCUGCUGCUGGUGCUGCUGCUGCUGGUGCUGCUGCUGCUUCUGGUGCUGAUGGUACUGGUGUUGGUGGUGCUGCUGCUGGUGGUGUUGCUGCUGCUGCUGCGGCUGGUGCUGGUGCUGGCGCUGGUAGUUCUAUGGCACUUGCAGGUGUUCCUGCCUAUCAUAGUGCAAGCUGGCAAGUAGGGAUGCCAGAAAGGAAGCUUCCAGAGGCAAUAAGGGAAGGAGGAGUGGAGAGAGAGGAGGGAAGUGGCAGGCGGAGUGACCAGAUGGAGUGUGGGGUGAUGGGAAUGAGGGAUUAUCGGCAUGAGAGGUGGAUGGAGAGUGGUGGUGCUGUGCCUGGUUCCUUCCCCAACCAGCAGCAACAGGGUCAGCAGUGGUUGCAGUGGCAGCACUGGCAGGGGCAGCAGCAGCAGCCAAGACAGCAGCACCAGCAGCAGCAGCAGGGGCAGCAGGGGCAGCAGGGGCUGGGUACAGGUAUUGCAGGAAACGAUUGCCGAAGAAGCAUGGAGGAGUUUGUGAUGAGCCGAAUUUCGCCGCCCAGUUCACCCACUUCGUCUGAGAGCGAGGAGCACGGGGGGUCGUCGUGGGGUGUGGAGUGUAGUGGGACUGGGGGGGACGGGGAGCCAGUACUUGCGAGAUCUUGUUCCUCAACUAGGUCAAGUAAUCCAUUUGGAGGUCCAAAAGAUGAAAUGUUAUAGGGGAAACAUCCGCCUUGUGCUCUAGAAAUGCUUUAUGAGGAUUAUCG